AAUGCAAUCCAAUUCGUCUCCCAGACACGUUGAAAACACGGUUCAACCAAAGGCGGACAACAAAAUGGAAUGAAGAAUUCUACGGUGAAUCUUCUCUCGUGUAACAGACGCGCCAAUGAACCGCGUAAGGUUAAUAUAGCAUUUUGAAAGAACUGAAAAAAGUGGAGAGAGUGAGGGAAAGAAGUGAAUUCCCGGAUAUCCUCGAAGUGGGAGCGAACUUGCUAUCAUUGUGGGUUUUGCGUUCGAAUCCUCUGUAAAAAAUUUCAUUGAUUUUCUUUGCUUUUUGGGUCGGUAUGGAUGAUGAUAACAAGAGCCCAUCUGAAAUCAACAGCUUCCGUGUCGUUGAUGUUAUAAGGACAAUCAAGAAAAGAAAAUUACAGGCCGAGCAAUUGGAGUUACCAACGGCAAAGCACAAAUGCUGGCAAAGCUCGCCUUCUAACGAAUCAGUGUCCAUGUCUGUUGAAAAUCCUGAUGUACAGAGCUUACAUUCAAGCAUAAUUGGAGGAAAAACAGAGGAACAUGUCGUGGAAGACAGAUCAGAACAUGACUCAGGCAAAGACAGCAAUAGUUUUUUCAGAGAUUCUGACUCUCCAACUUCCAUAUAUGUCGAAGCUAAAGUUGAACCUGAGUAUGUGAAGACAUACUUGUAUGAUAUGCCUUCCACUUCUAGUGGCACCGAGAGUUGUAAGGAUGCCAAUUAUCCUUUAGACAGUUUGACAGUGGUAAAAGCUAGUUCUGGCAAAGAGGAACUAGCAUUUUCGCAACAUGAUGAUGGAAUACAUUUAUUUCAGAAUCAUGAAGAGCACCUCAUAGAAUUUAGCAACCAUGUUGAUUACAUUAACUGCGAGUAUGAAGACAUUGAGCAAUGUACAGAUAAGGAACUUGGAGAUCUUCUCUACUCCAAUCGGUUGAACCCGAAUACAUAUGUGCUUUCAUCGGGACGUUGGAGCGUAAAUCAAGAUACUCAAUCCGGUGCUAGGAAACCAACAAUUGAUCAAGAAUUUGAGCAAUAUUUUUCCAUGCUUAUGCUGUAGCUGUAAUUGCGUGACAAAGCAUUGGAAAUGGUUGUAGUUUUUCUUUCGAGGAUUCCUGUAUAUAUCCAAAUAAUGUGAAGAUGAGCUCUCCUAUGGAUAAUCGAAAUGAUCAUCUGCUACAGAGGAGAAAGAGAGAUUUAAAGUCUUGUACUGAACCAGUGCAUGUGGGAACGCGCUUUGAAGGAGAUGCAAUCGGUUCCUCGCUAAUGUAAAUUAACUAAUUAAACAAAUGUCGUUUGUUUGUGAUUUAUAUUGAAGAAUAUUAUACUGUAUGAUCUAUAAUGCUUUUCUUGCA
Ziziphus jujuba (common jujube) is the source of this 1329-nucleotide messenger RNA. RefSeq names its product protein FAR-RED ELONGATED HYPOCOTYL 1. Bases 294 to 1034 code for a protein of 246 amino acids. NCBI's taxonomy places the organism in Eukaryota, Viridiplantae, Streptophyta, Magnoliopsida, Rosales, Rhamnaceae. Gene Ontology annotation, biological process: response to red or far red light. The transcript is spliced from 3 exons. The record is from RefSeq and is a predicted model, not a curated record.